Messenger RNA from Aplysia californica (California sea hare), 4663 nucleotides. Its product is annotated as BTB/POZ domain-containing protein At5g03250. Lineage: Eukaryota; Metazoa; Mollusca; Gastropoda; Aplysiida; Aplysiidae. The transcript has 6 exons. The record is from RefSeq and is a predicted model, not a curated record. The coding region runs from base 584 to 2794 and encodes 736 amino acids. Gene Ontology annotation, molecular function: protein binding.
CAAGCUGUCGAUAACGGUUCAAUAAGGCCGAUGGGAUCGAUAGUUGGGAAGGCCCGCUGUCAUGUGCCAUGCUUGGCACGACCCAGUUCGACAUAGGUCAUGUCUGGGCAGGACUUUUCCUCGCAAUGUACAGGGCAUGCUGCGUGUGUCCUCGCUACCGCUGUGUUAAACUUCUGUUGCAAACGUGAUCGAGGUGUGUCGUAAACUUAGCCUUCACACUUCACACUCUCCGACUAAUUCUUCUUCGUCAGUCUUUUCGCGGGUCAUUUCGUUGUGACAUGGUUUGCUUCAGUCUGAAUUUCGUUUGAAGCGAAGGAUAAAGGCAAAUCCUCCUAAAGGCUUAUCAAAACAUAGUGGAGCUCGGGCCGGUAAGUUUGAUCAUGGGUAAUCGAUUGAUUGGGUGAGAAAACAAGGCGAAGGCUGCGCCUGCAGCUUAGGAGAAGCUCGGCGGUUACACUUUAUAACGGUGCCAAAAACACUGGCACUGUCGCAUUGUUUUGUGGAUCACCAUAACAAGAACGUGUGGUCAGUUCUUCCUUCCAUUGAUUACUGUCCAUUUCGAAUCAAGAAGCGCUCAGCUGACAUGAUGGAUUUCUCAAAGUUUCGAGAGAGCGGAGAUCUGAGCGACAUUACAGUCGUGCUUGAUAAGCAAGAGCACAAACUACACAAGUUCCCUCUGUACGCGAGGUCGGAUCACUUUUGUGAGCUCGCCAGAUCUCGCCCAGGAGGAGAGGCUGAUCCAGUCCGGGAAGAACUUUGGAAUUUUCCGGGAGGUAACGAGAUUUUUGGACAGGUAGCAGACUUUUGCUACAACAUGCCUGUCAACAUGAACAAAGGCAACAUUGUGGCUAUUCGCUCGGCGGCGGAAUAUCUGAAAAUGUUUGGACCUGGCAAUCUUGUGGAAGUGUCGGAAAAGUAUUUAGGGGACACCAUGUCUGCCGCAAAGCUGAACCGCGCGACUCCAUCAAUAAUUGAUCUGCUGAUGCAAUGCAAAAGUGUUGGUGAUGCUGCUAAAGUUGCAGGCGUGGUUGAUUCGUGCAUAAACGCUUUAGUAGAAUGCUGGCUGAAGCCCAGUGUUCCCACCGGAGCUUUCAGGAAUGGGGGUGCGUUCACAAAGGUCGCGCCUACCUCACACGGAAGUGAAAAUCUGUCAGCGUUCACUAGGGUGCUGGGACCACCAGCAGCGGAUCAAAUCGUCGAUCAACUGGAUGAACAAAGCAUUUCUAGCCUGGUGUCCCUGUGUCCUGAAUGGUUCGCAACCAUCUUGUCUAAAGCUCGUAACAAAGGCGUGGGUUGUUCAGAGUUGGGCGCUCUUGCCGUAAGGUACGUCUCAUCCGCCAUGGACGCUGAUAAUGGCCUCAGAAGAGGAAUGAGUAACGGUUCGCAAUCAUUAGAGAGCGACGAUAAACCGUCCAACUCAAGUCCGGCACCCGAAAAGGACACGGACACGUCCGAAACAGUUCUAUCAUUAACUACAGCAAAAUCAGCAGCCGGCGAAGCGGAUGAGUCCACCGUCACAACUCCAGACAAGGCCGUAGACUUGAAGCAAGUUUUGGACAAAGUGCUACUGGUGCUGCCCGAGGAGGCCUUCAGUAUCCCCGCUGUCACAAUGGAGUGGCUGACUAAGGUUCUCCGAGUAGCCACAGCCAAAGGAUGUGAAUGUCGGGGUCACUUAGUACGAGUAGCCGGGGAAAUGCUGACCCGCCUAGGACCUGAAGACUUGUGCAUCAUCUCCCCGUCUGUUCUCCACGAUAUUGUUGUGGACGCCGAGGAAACCGGUGAUGAAAAAGACAGCACAGCCGAUGAUAGCAGCAAGGCAAAACGUAGUAGCAUCACAGUACACCGAGAACGUGCAUGUAAGCUCGUGGACACUUAUAUGGCUCAAAUGAGCUCCAAGGGGGUGCUGACCGCAGAAACAUUCCGACUUCUGGCGUCUGCUACCAAGAAUUACCCUAGAACGUCGCACGAUUCACUCUAUGAUGUUCUGGAAUUUGUACUGAAAUCAGAAAAGGACAGUUUAUCCCCACAACAGCGCAAAGAACUAGCCGAGGUGGUCAACUUUGACCUGGUGUCGGAGACACACCUACAGCGGGCCCUGGAGGAAGAGGUGGCCCCAGGCUCGGUGGUAGCGGGCAGCGCCAUCAAGCUGUGUGGGAGACUGCGCUCAGAGCUGGCGUCCAUCAAGUACAUCGCAGAGACGCAGGAGGAAGAGAUUCAGAAGUAUCAGAAACUCGUUACGUCAUCUUCAAGUAAGACUAAGCAGUUGACGUCUACUUCGCCCCCUCAGAUUGUCGGAGCUAGACAUCUGUCUUCUUUUUCUUCCAGAGACAGGAACUUGGAUCUAGGCUACCCUGAGAGUACAGACAGAUCAAAGGCAAACAAGUCUCCGCGUCAUGAAGACGACGACGAUGACGACGAAGUAACCAAUGCGGACGACCAUCUCAGCCCAGAUCCCAUGGAAGCGGCGCAAAACGUUCUGUCAGCGGCCAGACACAAGCUCGCUCUGCCCAUUUACACAGGCUACCGGCCCGCUCUCCUCACUCGCCUGUCGCCAAACACCGUCGGAGGCGGAAGUCACACCCACGGAAGUCACCAUUAUGGCAGCGGACACAGGGAACACGAUAUCACCUUGGAGGACGAGUUAGAGUUCAAGUUUGACCGUACGUUCCGAAGCCUGGACCCGCGUGUGCGGCACCAGAGGGUCAGCGGUCAGCCUCACCACCACCAUUAUCACCACAGCAGCGCCUCUAACAGAACCUACUUUCCGUAUUCUCACUAUACUAGCAGGUUUUAGGUGGCUGGUCGGGUUUAUGAUACGAGGUUUACAUGGACCAUUUUUCAUGAAUAUCAGUGCAUUUUAAGGCGGAAUUGGGGAGGUACAAAAACAGUGCUCUUCAACCUAGUUCAUUAGCCACAAUUAUGGGGCGAGAAGAGUUUUAGGGAAACUGUAAGAGAUGAUUUCAAUUAAACGUUUAAUGUAAUACAGCAAAGCAUUUAUCCUAAUAUCUGAAAAUGAAAAGAUUUAUUUCUCUUUGAAACACAGUUAUGAAAUUAAAUUAGAAGCACAAUUGCGGUAACACAUGAGUCUGAUAGGUAUCAAUAUUGUUUGAAGCUGUGUUUGAAAUUUACAAUUAAUGUAAAAUAUUAAUGGGGUGAUAAUGCUCACCGCCAAAUGAUUUUCAUCCCCACCAUUAUGUCAUGCCUUUUCAUUUCAAUUAGAAAUGUUCCUGUAUAAUCUGUCCAGAAAACUUAAUAUUUUGCAGUGAUUGCAAAUGUAGCACUCUAACUCCUAUUAACAAUGAAGUUUCUCUUCAAACACCACGGGUAAAGCAUUGGACAAUCAAGUGAAGUGGCACUCCAACGCCUCCGCAGAAAGAGAUUUAAUUGUGUUUAUUAUGAUGCUCUGUCAGUGCACUGACUCUUAUGCCUUCUCAGACAAAAAGCGAGCUUGGAAACUACGUCAGUUUGGGAAUCCACUCAUGGAUUGACUUUAGAAUAGAUUGUCCUCCCAAAGUAAAGCGACGACUCUGACAAAAUCGAAUUUUUGUUUUGUUUUGUUGGUUUGUUAUACCAGUCUUGCCUAUAUCCGUAUGUCAAAGGCAGGACGACGUAUCCAUAUCCGAAAUAUAAAUUUCUGAAGUGCUAAAGCUACGCAAGUGACUGAUCUCAAUAUUAAAUGUCUUGGAUUUUUCGCGUUUUUAUCAAAAUCAUGGAAUGUACACUUACGUCGCUUUGCCUUUGGAUGGCAGAAGAGUUCCAAGGUCUAUUUUCCUUUUGAGAGAUGGUUGUGCCAGAUUGCAUUAAUAUACGCAACAGCACAGAUUUAGAUUCUGACCAUUUUUCUUCGAAUAAUUCAGUACUUGCAAUAUCACCAUUUUCUUUUAAAAUGCGUCCGAUGCCUUGUCUUUGAGUGGAUGGUGCCAUUUUUGCAGUAACACGACUAUAAUAGUGCCUGGUCUAUGUUUGCUUUCUCAUUGUGACCAGGUAGAACCACAGCUCGAUUCUGUUCGAAUAGUUUUGACCUGUUGACUCUCACAUAUACCAGACAAAGCACUGGAACUGCCAAAGCUCCAUUUUAGAAUUGCCAUAGAAGUCUAAGUUAAAAAAACCACCCCAAAACAUCAAAACAAAACAAACCCCGAGAUUUUAGCACUUUAUCUGACGCUCCUUCUUAAUGAAGAGCUUAAAAGGCAUUUCAAUGACAGACAAUAUGUGAAGAACCAGAAAGGAUUCUAAUGCUUCUCAGUUUUUUUCCUCCCCUUUUUGACAGUUAGUAUACCAUAUGCACUAAUGAUACUUUUUUGUUUUGAUCUAUUUAAACUCAGAAUAGGAGUAGAUUCUUUAGGAAACAGGACUUAUAGAUUAUUAGUUAUGUUCGUCCAGUUUAGAAGACGCGCUCGAAAACGUUCUUCACCAAAAGAAAAAAAGUCAACAAGAUAAGUUCAUGAAAUCGAUCCCAGGUCUUCGAACUUAUGCCACCUGCCUCAGCAUCAGAAGUUACCGUACAUUCCGCUAACUUCACGUUAACACCGAAAGUUAACACACUUUUGGUACCAGUAGUACCUUGCAUUGAGCACACAUACUUUGCAGUAGACAACUUAUAGUCACUUCGCCGCAAAGCCUGUGUGUGUUGAUUUUGAGCUUUCAAAUGAGAAUUCUGCAC